AUGCCCUUCCCUCUCGCGUUACUGCCCACGAUCCCUGAUAAUCUCGACAAAUUAAAAGCUCGCAACGCCCUUCUUUACCACAAUACGUUCAUGAAGAACGCGUUAAUACGCAGCUUAAACGUCCUGUACGAUGUGGCACCCAAAGUGACGACUGGUUCGCACUCUGGGUUCCAACCUUUUAUGGAAUACGUCGACACCGUCUGCGACAUGCUGAUCUUGCACAUCAAAGGCGACGAAGAGUUCUUCAAGACCCUUGCUCAGCAGUGCAAGUCCUUCCGCUGGUCGGCCAACAAGGCUACAGUAACUGUGGUUGACUCGUUGAACGCCUUGCGUCGAUCUGUUAGCGGCUGGAAGAAGGACCCGAAGAUGUUCGCUAGCGCCCGCCUCUUGGCUAUAAUAACCAGCAUGGAAGGUGUCCUGCGCGAAGUAUUGCACAAGCAGGUCGCGAAAUUCAGAAGCGAGGCGCUGCCCCAAACUGUUUCCGACGACCAGUUAGCUAGCAUGAUCAAAGAUAAUAUGAUCUGGUUGGCGAGCAACAGCGACGUUACCAUCCUGCUUCCCUUCUGCAUGUCCCACCAUGACCCGAAGACCUCGAAGCACUGGCCGCCUGUUUCUGAGGAGGCAAUCAAGGCUAUGCCAGGACUCGUCAAUACUCAUCCAACCAUCUGGAAGUUGGCGCCCUUCGACCCCAUCACGAAGCAAGGCAAGAAGCCGACUCUCUGA
Molecule: messenger RNA, 723 nt
Organism: Cyclocybe aegerita
Lineage: Eukaryota; Fungi; Basidiomycota; Agaricomycetes; Agaricales; Hemipholiotaceae
Source: the annotation of a GenBank genome assembly